Molecule: messenger RNA, 875 nt
Organism: Vigna unguiculata (cowpea)
Lineage: Eukaryota; Viridiplantae; Streptophyta; Magnoliopsida; Fabales; Fabaceae
Source: RefSeq, a predicted model, not a curated record
CUCUAGCCUUUACCUUUAGCUAGCUACUAUGCCUUGUUUCCUUAAAUUAGAUUAUCUAUAUAUAUACACUCCCAUGCUAAUCUUGUGUCUUACUGUCUUACAUUGUCCCCUUUUACUGCUAUUCCCUCUCUGUCUCUUUUCUGUUUUUCUGUCUCACAUAACAAAAUAGAUACAAAAUAUUCAAUUUUUUUUAUUGUUUUUUGGCAAUAGUGAAGUUUCUUUUCUUUAGUAUAUUAGCUCAUGAUGUUGAGAACAACCGAAAAGGUGUGCUUCACCCCUGAUUUCAAUGAGAAACCAAUCAUGUUUCUCAAGCAAACAAGUGGUGGUGGUGAUAGUGGAAGAGUCUUGGGAAACAAGAAGAGGGUCACCGGAAGUUGGACUUUCAGAUUUGCUAAAGAAUCUAAAUUUUCACCUGUGAGAUUCUUGCAGCAAAUAAGAGCAAAAAUGGUAAGUGCGAUUAGAGUUGUUUCUAUUAGAAGGAGAUCCUCUACGAAGGUUUCUUCUUCCUCUUUGGCCAGAUCACGUUCAGUGUCAGACCCCACUGAUUCACACCGUGCCAAAGCUGUGGAAGAUUGCAUUGAGUUCUUACAUUCUUCUUCAUCUAGAGAGAGACCAAGCUCAGUUUCUGAAUCUUCUGUCUAAGAAUGCAUGCUUUUGAUAUUUGUUCGUCUUUGCAAGAGAUGUAUAUUUGGGAAGAUGGUAUGCUUUAUUGGUUUCCAUUGGCAUGUUCAUUUGUAGGAAACAGAAGUUAGUCAUUUGUACACAGUACCACUUUGGUAAUGGAGUUUGACCAGAAAUUGAGAUUCUGCAUUGGUUUAAAUUAUGUUUUGUAUUGUGAACCUUAAUUGUUGAUUCAUAAGAAGACAUUGUACGUA